AUUCUCUGUAUCUACAAACACACACUUUAUGGAACUGAUGCAAGUAAACUCCAGCCACUUUUCAAAGCUAUUAUUAUCUUUAUUUACUUCAGAAAAAAUCAUAUAACUGGAUUUCAUAUAUACCAUUUUGAUGCCUAAAUGUAGAAGUAAUCAGUUUAUGUUGUGGUUGGUCUAAAUGGAGCUAAUGUGAACCGUUAAGCGGACGUGUGUACCAAUGCAUCAUUUUGUAUAAAGUGAUCAUGUUUUCUGAUGAUGUUGUGGAGUAAUGGUAACAAUAACUAAAGAUCCAGGACCUGAACUUUUACUGAAGUAAGGUGAUCAAAUGUUGAGUAACUGUGAUUCAUUUUCCAAAGGGAUGUCAACAUACUUUUGGUCACAUUGUGUAUAUUUCUUUUUUGUUUGGAUGGUACUACAAAUAAACUUGCUUCAUUGGGCCCUAAAGAGAAAUAGAAAUAUUAUAAAUCUAAGACUGAACCAUUGCUCAAAAACUGACAUAAACACAGUAACAGUUGCUCUCCACUCUUGUCUGGUCUCGUCUUUCAGGAAUUAAGAAGCCCUGUUUAAACCUGUUACACGUGCACCACACUCCCACGCUUUUCUCCAGUUAUGUGUACAUGUGUGUCAAAAUGAGGCCUGUGCCAGAUAAAACAUGGAGUAUGAGUCAGAGGUAACAACAAUGGCCCAGAGAAACAUUUCCCCCUCCCUUAAUGAAUCCUCCAACUCAACCAUUGUGUAUGACGGCACUGGCACCACUAUGGGCGCCCUCAUCCUGAGCCUCGUCUUUCUCCUGGGCUUCCCUGGAAACCUCUUCAUCAUCUGGAGCGUCCUGGCACGUGCCCAGAAGUAUUCUGUCACCACGCUCCUCAUCCUCAACCUAGCUAUUGCCGACGGCUCUCUGAUGGCUCUCACCCCGUUCUUCAUCAUCUACCUGGUUUUUAAGAAGUGGGUGUUUGGGAAUGUGAUGUGUAAGAUCCUCUUCUACCUGUGUCUGGUCAACAUGUACGCCUCCAUCCAGAUCAUCAUGCUCAUGAGCAUCUACAGGCUGGUGGCAGUGCUGUGGCCGCGGCGCGUCACUCUUGUCACCAACCGGAAGAGUGUACUGCGGGUGCUGGUGGUGUUGUGGAUUCUGGUGAUUGUCGCUUCUGUUCCUGCAAUAAUCUUCAGAAAUGUGAAGCAGGAGGGGACUACCGUGUUGUGCGAACCAGUCCACGAGGAAAGCAGCCAUGUGGUCCUCCAGUACAUGCUGGAGCUCGUGUUGGGGUUUCUAAUUCCCUACGGGACCAUUGUAGUCAGCUACAUCUGCAUCUUACGACGGAUCCGACAGACAAGGUUCCGCCGUCGCAUUCACAGUGAGAAUCUCAUCCUGGCCAUCGUGUUAACCUUCUGCCUCUUUUGGUUACCCUACCACCUCAUCAACAUGGUGCAAGUAACAUGGGCUUUGUAUCCAGAGGGCAACGUAAAAGACGUACUCAAUGCAAUAUGGCACAAGAGCCGAGCAGUCACGUCUGCUAUAGCCUUCAUCAGCAGCUGUGCCAACCCAGUGCUCUACUUCUUUGCAGGAAAGUCCUACAUCCGUCGAGAGGGGCUGGCGUUCAUGGCACGCUUGUUUGAGGGCACUGGGCUUGACUCGGCCACUAGGAAGAGCCGACAAAACAGCCAGAACAGCCGGGAAAAAGACAAAGAAGCAGAUGCUAUCGUGCCAAAGGACAAAGAUCCAUACUGUGUUACCAACUCUUCUAUUACCAAACCAGUAAAGAAUGGUAGCUAGAGGACACACAAUUCAGCAGGCUUGAAGCUGGUGUUGUUCCUCUGGUUGUAAAAAUUCCUGUUGCAAAAAC
This is a messenger RNA of Etheostoma cragini (Arkansas darter), 1838 nucleotides long. RefSeq names its product leukotriene B4 receptor 2a (gene ltb4r2a). Gene Ontology annotation, molecular function: leukotriene receptor activity. The record is from RefSeq and is a predicted model, not a curated record. Gene Ontology annotation, biological process: G protein-coupled receptor signaling pathway; immune response. Gene Ontology annotation, cellular component: membrane. NCBI's taxonomy places the organism in Eukaryota, Metazoa, Chordata, Actinopteri, Perciformes, Percidae.